Benincasa hispida (wax gourd) is the source of this 1763-nucleotide messenger RNA. RefSeq lists its product as uncharacterized. Gene Ontology annotation, molecular function: hydrolase activity, acting on carbon-nitrogen (but not peptide) bonds. The record is from RefSeq and is a predicted model, not a curated record. NCBI's taxonomy places the organism in Eukaryota, Viridiplantae, Streptophyta, Magnoliopsida, Cucurbitales, Cucurbitaceae.
UUGUUUUCAGAACUUAGGCAGUUUAGAUUAGGAAACCGAAAAUAAUUUUAUCGGCAAAUAGUUUUGAGAAAGUUGACACAUAUUCACUUGAAUUUACACUAAAUGGAAGCUUGCAGACGGCAGAGUGAAGAAGCUAUGGAGUCGAAGAGCAAUCCCAUCUUCAACUCUCUUAUUGUUCUCCACAACGCUCUCAUCAUCACCAUGGAUUCCGAGAGCCGAGUCUUCCGGAACGGCGGAAUUGCGAUCUCCGGUGACAAAAUCAAGGCCAUCGGCCGCUCUUCCGAUAUUCUCCACCAAUUCUCUGCUUCUGCUCACCACAUUAUUGACCUUCAUUCUCAAAUCUUGCUCCCCGGGUUUAUUAACACGCAUGUCCACACUUCUCAGCAGCUUGCGAGGAGCAUUGCCGACGAUGUGGAUUUGAUGACUUGGUUGCAUCAUCGUAUAUGGCCCUACGAAUCCAACAUGACCGAGGAAGAUUCCUACAUUUCCACUUUGCUUUGUGGUAUUGAACUCAUUCACUCGGGUGUAACAUGCUUUGCUGAGGCAGGGGGGCAAUAUGUAUCUGGAAUGGCUAAAGCUGUAGAGUUGUUGGGUUUACGGGCGUGCUUAACUCAGUCAAUAAUGGACUGUGGGGAAGGAUUGCCAGCUCCUUGGGCUGAUAUAACUACUGAUGAUUGCAUUCAGUCUCAAAAAGAGCUUUACAAGAAGUACCACAACACGGCAGAUGGGCGCAUCAGAGUAUGGUUUGGUAUCAGACAAAUUAUGAAUGCAACAGAACGUCUAUUGAUUGAAACAAGGGAUAAUGCAUUAGAACUAGAAACUGGGAUCCACAUGCAUGUUGCAGAGAUAGCCUAUGAGAACCUGAAAGUGAUGAAUGAACGAAAAGUUGAUCAUGGAACAGUUACUUACCUGGAGGAAAUACAGUUUCUGCGAAACAAUUUACUUUCUGCACAUACUGUUUGGGUUAAUGACAAUGAGAUUAGUUUUCUUUCAAGGAAUGGGGUCAAAGUAUCCCACUGUCCAGCUUCGGCAAUGAGAAUGCUUGGAUUUGCACCUAUCAGAGAGAUGCUUGAUGCUGGUAUUUGUGUUUCCAUUGGAACAGAUGGAGCACCGUCAAAUAAUAGAAUGAGCAUAGUUGAUGAGAUGUACCUUGCAUCGCUGAUUAAUAAAGGCCGGGAAGUCUAUGCAAAUGGAACAACCAAUCCCUCUGUUCUUCCUGCUGAAGUAGUCCUACAAAUGGCGACAAUAAAUGGCGCAAAAUCAGUACUUUGGGAGAAUGAAAUAGGAUCACUUGAAGUUGGGAAGAAGGCGGAUAUGGUUGUGAUCAAUCCUUCUUCUUGGUCCAUGGUUCCUUCCCAUGACAGUAUUUCCUGCCUUGUCUAUAGUAUGAGGACUGAAAAUGUGAUAUCUGUAAUGUGCAAUGGCAAGUGGAUAAUGAAAGAUAAGAAGAUCAUUAAUGUGAAUGAGGAAGAUGUAAUUUUGAUGGCAAAACAAGCUUCCAAGGAGCUGCUGGAGAGAGCAGGAAUAAGAAUUCCGAACAGAAUGAAUUUCAUCUAAUUGGCCAAGCAGGUUAUCUUCAGUUUGUUGUUUUUAAUUUUCAUUCAAGUGCUUAUCUUUGCAAAAUGCAAAUAAUGGAAUUUUUAUGCUUUGUUGUGUUUAUAUUUUGAAAGAAAUGGUAUUUUUCUCCUGACCAGUUAGUUUCAUUUGCAAAUUCAAAAUCUAACCAAUUUGCAAAGAGUUAGUAAAGAUUCUAGUUGCCACAA